Caenorhabditis elegans is the source of this 796-nucleotide messenger RNA. RefSeq names its product Ovule protein (gene C50A2.3). NCBI's taxonomy places the organism in Eukaryota, Metazoa, Nematoda, Chromadorea, Rhabditida, Rhabditidae. The transcript is spliced from 5 exons. The coding region runs from base 5 to 565 and encodes 186 amino acids. The record is from RefSeq and is marked reviewed.
CCACAUGGACAGCCUUAUUGUGCCAACCACGCCAGAGACACAUUUUUUCCGUUCGGGAAACGCAACAACAGAAAUCUGGGAGGUGAUCCUCGUCGCCUCAUGUCCCAUAAUUUUCAUAGUAUUCCUCUGUCUGUGCGUCGUAUGUCUAGUUGUCCGCAGCUAUGAGAGACCCGUUCUUCCCUCUGUGCAAGCUCUGCGAGCUUCUGCCUCCUCCAGCUCUCAAAUUGCGUCGAUUUUGCGUCAACUACCACCUCCACCAAAAUAUGAUAUAGCGGUAACCUCAGUGGAUGCACCACCACCAUUCUACUCCGACAUCGGCAAAGAAAUCGCGCCGGGAUUCCGUACGACGCCUUCCGGAGCCCGUCCAAUGUCCAUGAACCGACAGUUUCAGAAUCAACAUCACCUGAGCACGCCGACAGUACAGCCAUUGAAUAUUCAGUACUUGUACCCGCCAAGAUAUGAGGCCACCCUACCAUCUUCGGAGUGCAAGCAGGCGCCACGUGUCGAGCACGUGGUAGUAGAGAUUGGCGGUGACGCCACCACAAAUUCCACGUCAUCAGCUUAAUUUUAUCGAUUAUUUUUUCUCUUUAUCAUGGUUUUUCGGGUUUUUUAUUGUGAUUUUUGCGGGUUUGUGAUGUUUUUUGAAUGUGAAAUGACGCGUCUAGCUGUGAUUUGCUAUGAUUUAUUGAUUUUUUUUUUUUUUGAGAUAUUUUAUGUGCCUAAAUAGAGUUUUAAUUCAUGAUCAUCAUUGGCUUUAAUAUUGAGAGAUUAAUAAAAAGUGAAUUUUUAAACAUUU